Messenger RNA from Arachis ipaensis, 1046 nucleotides. RefSeq names its product borneol dehydrogenase, mitochondrial. NCBI's taxonomy places the organism in Eukaryota, Viridiplantae, Streptophyta, Magnoliopsida, Fabales, Fabaceae. The record is from RefSeq and is a predicted model, not a curated record. Gene Ontology annotation, molecular function: oxidoreductase activity, acting on the CH-OH group of donors, NAD or NADP as acceptor.
AACUUCAUUUAUGUAUUGUACUCUGCUUUUGUAAGCUAUUGGCAAGUUGAAGAGCCACUUUACGAGUAAAUAAUAAUUGUUAUAACAACCUAUCCUUUGCAAGUUUGCCAUCCAGAAACGAUGGCUACUCCCUCUUUGGUCUCAUCUGCCAUGAGAAGGCUUGAGGGGAAGGUGGCCCUGAUCACCGGCGGAGCCAGCGGAAUCGGCGAAGCCACGGCAAGGCUCUUCGCCAAGAACGGAGCUAAAGUGGUGAUCGCCGAUAUCCUAGACGAUUUGGGACACUCUGUUUGCAAAGAAUUGGAAAACGAAUCUUGCUAUGUCCAUUGCGACGUGACGAACGAACAACACAUUCAAAACGCCGUGAACACGGCGGUUUCCAAGUACGGCAAACUAGACGUCAUGUUCAACAACGCCGGCAUAACCGGCGUCAACAAGACCAACAUCCUGGAAAACCAGAAACACGAGUUCGAACAAGUGCUCAGUGUCAACGUGAUUGGUCCCUUUCUCGGGACCAAGCACGCUGCAAGGGUCAUGAUCCCGGCCAGAAGCGGAAGCAUAAUCAACACUGCCAGCAUUUGUGGUAUCUCAGGUGGAGUUGCGUCACAUGCUUACACAAGUUCAAAGCAUGCUGUUGUGGGCUUCACCAAGAGCACUGCAGUUGAGUUUGGACCAUUAGGUAUAAGAGUGAAUUGCGUGUCACCGUACAUAGUUGCCAGCACUCCUUUGGCGAGGGACUUCUUCAAGUUUGAUGAUAAGGGCGAUCUUGAUGUUUAUAACAACCUCAAAGGUACCAAUCUGAUGCCGCAUGAUGUGGCUGAAGCUGCACUCUAUUUGGGAAGUGACGCCUCCAAGUUUGUUAGCGGUCAUAAUCUUGUGGUGGAUGGAGGUUUCACUGUUCUAAACGCUGGCUUUUGUAUCUAUGAUCAAUCUCCGUAGAAUUUUGUCAAGUUUUUUAAUAUGUGCUCCAUCUUAAGAUGCCGAUUAAGGAUGCAUGGAAUUGAAUAAAAGUUAUUUAUAAAUAAAGAUCAAUUAGAUAUUUUUACAGA